AUGCCCGCCAUCGUUCCACCUAAACACAACGGCCAGUUUCCUGCUCCACCUCCUCCAUCAGACCCUCCCACUGCUAACGACAUCGCUAUGGCAGCUGUAUACGAGCUAAACUGCAUAAACGCUCAUGGGGAUGGUGGCGUUCGAGAUGUCCACGUCGCUGAGGCUGCUUUAUAUAAGUAUGCUCUCCUGGUAGCUGCGGCCCCCAAACCGGAGGCGCCGCCACCAUGGUUCGCGCAAGCGCUGGAACACGCGAUGAGGCCAGUUCGCGAUGACAUUGCAAACCUGACGAACGACAUGCAGGCGAUGAAAAAAGACAUGGAAGCAGUCAAGUCUGAGGUCAGUUUGAUCAACAAACGUCAAGCAAACACGCAGCGAUGCGCAGCACUGGCGUACAAUAGGACUGUUCAGCCCGGCCGAGCUAUCCCAUUCGAGGAAGUACCCUUCCCAGAUGGAACUUACCCAUGGGGAAUGAUGGUCAAAAACGAACCCCUGCCCGAAUUGACAUCACUCGAGGCAGUGCGUGCUUUAAGCAGCCGCCAAUCCCUAGACUACCACGAAGGGUACUAUCCAGAGGAGGCCGCCCCGGAGGAUAGCCUGGUGCGCGAAAGGGCCAUCCUGCUCGCAAUUGGAGUCGAACUGGCUUGA
This is a messenger RNA of Postia placenta MAD-698-R-SB12, 645 nucleotides long. RefSeq lists its product as hypothetical. Lineage: Eukaryota; Fungi; Basidiomycota; Agaricomycetes; Polyporales; Adustoporiaceae. The transcript is spliced from 5 exons. The record is from RefSeq and is a predicted model, not a curated record. The coding region runs from base 1 to 645 and encodes 214 amino acids.